Messenger RNA from Phycodurus eques (leafy seadragon), 3931 nucleotides. RefSeq names its product gap junction protein alpha 10 b (gene gja10b). Lineage: Eukaryota; Metazoa; Chordata; Actinopteri; Syngnathiformes; Syngnathidae. Gene Ontology annotation, biological process: cell communication. The record is from RefSeq and is a predicted model, not a curated record. Gene Ontology annotation, cellular component: connexin complex. The transcript is spliced from 3 exons. Bases 109 to 1551 code for a protein of 480 amino acids.
AAUAGAGUCAGCAUCAUGGGACGGUCGUGUCUCUUCUCUCUCGACGAGAACGAUGACGAAUGAGACCCUAUUCGCAAGGACCACAGAUGACAAAAAAUGUGACAGAAGAUGGGGGAUUGGAAUUUGUUGGGCAGCAUUUUAGAGGAGGUCCAUAUUCACUCCACCAUUGUAGGGAAGAUCUGGCUCACCAUCCUUUUUGUUUUUCGUAUGCUUGUGCUGGGUGUUGCAGCAGAGGACGUCUGGGAUGAUGAACAGAGUGAGUUUGUUUGCAACACAGAGCAACCUGGGUGCAAAAAUGUUUGCUAUGACCAGGCUUUCCCCAUCUCCUUGAUCCGUUAUUGGGUCCUUCAGAUCAUAUUUGUGUCAUCUCCGUCUUUGGUCUACAUGGGUCAUGCAUUGUACCGUUUAAGAACCAUCGAGAAGGAGAGGCACAGAAAAAAAGCAUGUCUGAAAGCUGAACUGGAGGUGACGGACGCUGUUCUCGACCAAAAGCGAAUAGAACGGGAGCUCAGAAAACUAGAUGAACAGAAGAAACUAAGGAAAGCUCCCCUUCAAGGCUCCCUGUUACGAACAUAUGUUUUCCAUAUCUUGACAAGAUCUGUAUUGGAAGUGGGUUUUAUUAUUGGUCAAUGUGGUCUGUUUGGCUUGGGCCUGCCUCCUCUGUACAAAUGUGAGAGGUUGCCUUGCCCCAAUAGUGUGGAUUGUUUUGUAUCACGACCGACCGAGAAGAACAUUUUCAUGGUUUUCAUGCUGGUUGUAGCCGGAGUUUCUUUAUUCCUCAACCUUCUUGAGAUCUUUCAUCUGGGGAUGAAAAAAAUCAAACAAAGUUUGUAUGGUUAUAAAUAUGGAGAUAAUGACAGUGCGUGCAGGUCAAAGAAAAACUCCACGGUGCAGCAUGUUUGCAUAUUCCCAAAUUCCUCCCCACAAAGACUGAUGCAACUUCCACAAAUGGUCUGCUCAGUUGUGUCGAGCUCUCACAAAGAAACUCAGCCGUUGAAUCUGACAGCCAUAGCUCCUCUUAAUCAGGAGCCUAACAGUGGCAACCAAUUCCCAGCACAGGCUCACCAGCCAAGCCAAGUGGACAUCCAGAGUAUGCGGCAUCUGAGAGCUAUGGAGAGGCAACACACUCUGGACAUUUGGAUGCAAUCGUCUUGCAGUGAUUUAGAUGCUCCUCAUCACUCUGGGAUGCUGCAGUAUACUGGACCUCGAACUACAUUAAUGGCCAGCCACAUGGAGAUCCCUGCAGCCCAGAGCAAUUUCGAGAGAAAACAAAGUGAUAUGGGUGUGUAUAAAGGACUUAGUGACACAAGUGAUUCUCCUGGGAGUGACCGCUUCUCGACAGCCCGGAAAAGCAGUUUCAUGUCCCGAGGAAUGUCUGAUGGAAGGCAGGGCAGUCCGUCAGCCAGUCUAUAUUCUAUGAAUGGAAUGAGCACUGAGGCCCAGAACCUCAACAAGAAAGAGAGUCCUGUAGUGACUCCACCACCUCCAACUUCUGGGAGGAGAAUGUCAAUGAGCAUGCUUCUGGAGCUAUCUUCCAUCAUGAAAAAGUAAACUUGGAAAUCGGUUGUGGAAGUGGACUGGGAGCUGACCGAGUCGACCAAAUCUCUAGAUCUUGGAUGGGCUUUUUCUCCGUUUUCAACACAUUCAAUAUUCAAACCUUAUUCAUUGGCACUGGUGAAAUGGAUCUUCUACAAGAGCAGACCACAGCAUGUAAUCGCUUAACAUUGUCCCUUUUGUGAACUUUUGAAACUUUUGCCAAGGUAUGUUUUGUAUGAACGCCCCAAAGAAAACACACAAAAAUACAUGGGGACCUGGGGGCGGUAAAAAUGCUUCUCUGCAAGUGAGGUAACGGAGCGACCAAACUGAAAGGUUACGGUCGAUAAACAAACGAAAAAGUAUCGGUUCGGUUUAGGUUGUUCAUACCCGUAGGUAGAUUUGUUUUGCAGCGCGAGUGAUGCACGUAGACACGACAACCACGACUGUAGACGAUCAUGAACAAAAGUCCUAUCAAAACCUCACUUCUACCUUGUGUGCGCAAUGCUACUUGAUUGGUAUGCUAUCGUUUAUCUCGAUAUUCGCUGCUGCAAUAAUGACAUUUCUAAAGCGCUCGUUUUUGCAUUUUGGGACUGUGAACCUGGAGAUGAAAUUCACUGUGCAAAGGGUGGGGCUCAUCUUUUAAGAAGGAGCUCGUUAGGCGCUGUAACUGAACCUUCCUCUGGUGCACAAAGAUGCUGGACUCAGCUGUGACUCACGACAAGACCAUUUAACACUGUGGUUCAAGGAAGUUUUCUUCUUCAAACAAAACACACGAACGCUGGUGCCCCUUUUUGCCCACAGCUUCACAAUUUGCUUCGAAGUUCAGCAUGGAGUCCAAAAUUGUCCCAAGGUAUUUGCAUGAUCGAAUGAUGAAACCAUGAUACAUUUUCCACCGUUUGACCCUUGACAGAGGUGCGUUCCUUCUAAAAUCGAUGAUCGUGUCUUUUGUCUUCGAUAUGUUUAACUGAAGAUAGGACGUCCUCGCACUAUCCGGCAAAGUCGUCGGUGACCGACCGAUGGGUCGUCUCAUCGUUCUGGAGCAGACUGACGAUGACAGUCAUCUGCAUACUUUAAGAUGCUCCUACUUUCACAUCUGCUCUGGCACAGAUUUGUGUAGCGCAUGAAGAGAAAGGGUGAAAGCACUUGUGGGGAGUCAGUUGAGGAGCAAACCUGGAUUUGCAAGCAAUACUACGGUUCGGGGAUCAGGGCAAGGGUGCAUGGCGGAGUGUCAGUUGCCAGCCCAAAACUAUGUACAGUGUGUAAUAUCCCAACACGUUCAAUAAACUCAUUUUAAAAGGACGCUCUAAGGACUAUAAUUGGAGCCGUAUCAAAACAACAGCAACACCUGCCUUUGCAAAGAUAAUGCUCAGUUUACAUUGAUGUGAGGUAUGUAUUCAACCAAUGCUGUGCAAUGUUGGUUACUACUGUUAGAUAUUGUUUUUUCGAUCGCGUAAGCAACAUUUUGAUGACUCCUCUGCUGCAGAUUUCCCACCUCAAGGUUGCAAUUUCUCAAGAUGUUAAGCAAGGCGCUCUUGACACAUCCUGACUGCAUUGACCUAUUUUGCAACUACACUUAAGGUCAGAACCGUUGCCCUCAAGAUAACAGAUUCAUUCCCCCACACACUCUGGUUAGGGUGACGGGCAAGUUAAAUAGAGGGACAAGAACCCGGACCGGCAGACUGGAUGCUCGACUCGUUGAAUGACCUCCGGGGCUGUAUCUACUUGUGUGCGCGAUGGCUAUUUGCUCAAUAUACAGUCUAUCUGAACUAAUUUCCUCCUCUGUCUAUUGUCUCCCUUCAUGAGCCUAUCAACAAAAGAACACCACCGUACACCGCUGGGGUGAAAUAUAAUGUAUGCCUUUGUUAGUGUUAUUCAAAAUGGAUCGUGUAGUCCAUGACAUUUGACAGAUUAACAGUCUUUGUAAGAAGAAAGUUAAGCGGUUUUGUUGAGCAACUCGUAUGUUAAUUUAUGAAGAGCUCUUCACACAGCUUCAGAACUGAGAUAAAAGCCAUCCAUUUUCUUCGUCUUAUCCGUGCAGUCACGGGAGCAGCAGUUUAAGCAGAGAAGGCCAUACUUCCUUCUCCCCAGCCACCUCAUCCAGCUCUUCUGGGAAUAGACCAGCCGGGAGACAAAGUCUCUAGCGUGUCCUGGGUCGUCUCCGGGGCCUCCUGCUGGGUUAGGGUGAGGGUUCGUCUUCCCGUGAGGAGAUUCGCCCUCAUCUGGCGCCUCACAAUGCGGAGGAGGAGCGCCUCGCCGCUAAGCCACUCCCGGUUGACGGAGCUUCUCACCCGAGCUCUAAGGGAGAGCUGCGGAGGAAACUCAUUUCGGCCGCUUGUAUCUGUGAUCUUGUUCUUUCAGUCACGACCCGCAGCUCGUGACCGCAGGCGAGGGUAGG